UGUGUUGGUCAACGUCAAGGUAGCUUCCAGAAAGCUGACGCUAGUUGCUUCAACUUGAGCGCCGCUCCCGUAUUUUUCUGCGUGUUAUAGUUUAGAUGCAGUUAAUGUCUCUUUAACAAACAAUUUUGUUCUAAGGAGUUUUACACGACAGCAGUAUCUCUGGCCUGCAGCACCUACAGCUACGCGGAAAUUGUUCGGCUAGGCUGGAAAGAUGAGCACAGAGGACGCUUUAGCUAAACUGAAGAGUAUCGUCCGCUCGUUGCUGAUUUCGUCCAAGCUGGGGUUGAACCCUGAGCAGCUCAGGCGGGACUACGAGAGCGUGUUGGGCCACCCCAUGCCGCUGAAAGAGCUGGGCUUCAGGAGCGUGAUGGACAUGGCCAGGGAGAUGCCCGACGUGGUUUCUCUGCACUACAGACCCGAUGGAACCCUAUACUUUACGGCUGUGUGUGACGAAUCCACUCAAGGGAUUGGAGAUCUGGUGGCCAAGCAGCGGUUGACUAAGUCGAACAAGAAAUUCAAGAAUGCUGCUCAGCAUUUCUCCCACUCUUACCGGAAAGUCCUCCCUCCAGCCCCACCUAGAAGAGGACGUACUCCUCCAGCGCUCCCAGCCCAGCUCAGGGCACAGCUGCGGGUUCUUCUAUCCCAGGGUCCAAUUAGGCCAUCGGAUUUACAUUCAUGUUAUUAUCGCUGUUUUGGCCGUCCACUGAACAUCAACGACUAUGGUUUCUAUUCCAUUGGAGAAAUGCUGGAGGCAGUGGCAGACCUGGUUAGCAUUCAACAAAGCAGGUUUGGCUCGGUUCUGAUCCUGAAGGAGCAUUUGUUACACCGUCCAAACCCCAAGCUGUCUGACAAACCAAGUACUGAACCAGAAAAGUCAAGAUUAACUUCCACUUUCAAGCCUUUGUCCGCCGUGUCAGACAACCAAGUUGUUGUGCCAACAAAACCUACAGCUGCAGCUUCGGUUCGACAGAGUCCUCCCCCAUCUGAGACCCCAGCUCAGCUGGUCCAUAACAGCACAGUUGUCGGUGACAAGCCCAAGGUGGUCGGGACAGUCCACGAAGCACAAACAGUCCCAAGCUCGAAGACCUAUGAAAAACGUGUACUAAAGCUGGAGCAGGAGCUGCGUCAGCAGAUCAUUGAGAACAGUGUUUCUGGUGUUGUUAGUCAGGAUCUGAAGGACAAGCUGCUGAAGGUUGUAAGUCAGUCAAAUGGAGGACUGUCUGUUCAUGACCUGCCAGCUCAUUACAAGAGGCUUUUUGACGAAGAGCUGCCGUUGUUGGAGAGUGGCUUUGUCAGUGUCACAGAGCUGGUUGGCGCUCUGACUGACAUCGUCCUCGUGAAACCAGCAAAUGAUGACAAUGAGAACCACUUGAUAGUCAUGGAUGUAAACAACGUUGACAACAAGCAACCGGAUUUGUCACUGAAAAACGUCUCUGGGAAAUCCCUCUGGAAAGAGGAAACGAAAAGCAGCGACUCCUUUAAGACCCAAGAAAUGCAAAGAUCUGCCAUAAAACUUGAGGCGAAGUGUGAGAUGUACCCUCCCAUUCAGGUACAUUGUAGCCCUGCCAUUCCCCUGGACGCCCUGCAGGAGCAGCGGCUCAAACCUCCAACGCGCUGCGCUCUGCGGCAGCUGGUACAAGUUUUGGUGGAGUCGGUGGAGUCACCUGGACUUUUCUACAUACGUUUCAUUGAGAGUAAAGAGACCAGAGCUUUGGAGGACAUGAUGAUCGAGAUGAGGCGAUAUUACAUGUGUCCUGAUGUGUCAAAACGAUACCGGCUUCUUGCACCGUUUAUCCGACAGGGUCAAGCCUGUUGCGCGUUGACCAAAUCAUCCUGGUUCUACCGAGUGGUAAUCAACCGGGUUAUCAACCCAACCCAGGUUGAGGUCUACUUUGUUGAUUUUGGAAAUACAAUGGUGGUGCAGAACACUAGUCUCAAGUUUCUUAAAUCAAUAUACUCUGUUCUUCCGGCUCAAGCUGUUCCUGCCUCCCUCAGUGGAAUCAAACCCAUCUCUGGCACGUGGACAUGUAAAGCCAUUGAUUCCUUCAAGGCAUUGUGCUUUGAGCGCAUCCUGGUGGGUGCUGUGGAUAGCUACGCUGACGAUGUUCUGCAGUUGUUUCUGUGUGACACAAGCACAGACGAGAACAUCUAUCUACAUGAAGUUCUGCUGAGCCAAGGUCAUGGGACCGCCUGCCGCUCUGCAUUGUGCAUCAAAGUUACACCAGUAAGUCUAUACCUGGGGAAAGGAGCGGUGGACUUACCAGAGAUAAAGUCUGAGGAGAUUUCAUCUCUUGAGUCAGCAGAAGAACCUCUUGAUUCCACAGAAGAUGCUCAGAAGGCAGAAGAGGAUGAACUACCCGAUCUUGAGGUUAUUGAGUCAAAUGACAUAAUCCAAGUUCAGGAUAUGGAUUCCAACCCAAGCGGUGCUCAUUUAUCUGAGGACACGCUUAGCCAUAAUGGACGCAGUGAGGCCUCAAACCAUGAAUCCCCCUCUGCCAGUCCUGAAAGUCCAUCCUCCACCCCUCUCCUCACAUUUUCACAUUCAAACCAGACUCUGACAACUCCAGCUCACGUAGACGCUGACUCAAACGUCAUGUCUUUUCUAGAAACUCCACCCAGCAGCGAUUCCAAGCCUCCUGAUCCAGCUCCUCAGGAUGUGCUGCAGUCAAAGGCCGCUGACUCAUCCUCAGACCAACCCUCUCUUUUUUGGAGGAUGCUUGGACUCCACACCACUAUCCUCAACAGGAGUCCAGAAGCAUCUGGGCCCACUCUGAACCUCCGGCGUUCUGGUUCCUGCUUUCCUCUGUUCGGUGGAGGAGGCCUGUGACGACACCUUCUCAGAUAACCACUUUGGAAAACAAGUCAUUUUGUUACAUUGUUUUGCUCUUUAAAUUGUUUCAAUUCCUGUCCUUAAAAAUGUUUAUAUAAUAAGAAUGUUAGUAUCAGGAAGAUUUUGUUUACAAAAAAAAGUUAGUAUUUGUUUAACUUAUUGUACAUUUAUGUCAUUUGAAGCAAUGUUCAACAGAUGAAAGCUAGAAAAUACAAUGAAAGUAUGUUUUCUGUUCUUUUUAGAAGGAUUUUCUAUUUUAAUUUAAUUUAAACCCUUAAAGAUAAAUAUGGGAUACGUUUUUUAAGAACGGAUUUUGAAAAAAAUGAAAGGUUACGGUUCAUUCUGUUAAUAUUGGAAAACUUUAUUGGGACAGCUUUUACCAUACAUUCACAAUAAACAAUAUUAAUGAUAUUACCUUAAA
Messenger RNA from Oryzias latipes (Japanese medaka), 3251 nucleotides. The record is from RefSeq and is a predicted model, not a curated record. NCBI's taxonomy places the organism in Eukaryota, Metazoa, Chordata, Actinopteri, Beloniformes, Adrianichthyidae.